This is a messenger RNA of Pestalotiopsis fici W106-1, 1008 nucleotides long. RefSeq lists its product as uncharacterized. The record is from RefSeq and is a predicted model, not a curated record. Gene Ontology annotation, molecular function: feruloyl esterase activity. The transcript has 3 exons. NCBI's taxonomy places the organism in Eukaryota, Fungi, Ascomycota, Sordariomycetes, Amphisphaeriales, Sporocadaceae. Bases 1 to 1008 code for a protein of 335 amino acids.
AUGCUUCCGAUCACUGCCUCGUGGCUUCUUGCCAUCUCUGCUGCCGGUCUGGCCUCUGCCACCAAGAAGAGUGCCGGCUGUGGCUCCGAUAACGAGAUUCCUGACCUCGGAGAACGUAUCACGUACGAUCUCAAGGCCAACGAGAGUCGUUCAUACAUGUUUUGGCUGCCCGAGCAGUACGAUGGAGAGACACCGCUUCCCGUCAUCAUCUCGUACCAUGGCGUGAGGCAGUCGCCAGCCAAGGAAGCAAACCUCGACUGGUUCACCGACCCGGCCUAUAACACGGGCCAGAUUGUCGUUUACCCCCAGGCCGUGGAGGCGCCAGGCACCAACGAGGUCAUGUGGCAAGGUCCCAAGCAGGCCACCCAGGACGACGUGACCUUUACCCUGCAGAUUCUCGACGAGAUGGAGGAGCUCUUUUGCAUCGACACGGACCGCGUCUACGCGAGCGGCAAGUCCGAGGGCGCGGGCUUUGUUGGCAUCCUGGCCUGCAACUCGACGUCGAACCAGCGGUUCGCCGCCUACGCCCCCGUCUCGGGCGCCUUUUACCCGGGCAACAAUGACGAGUCGACCAAGGGCUGUGAGAAGGAGGUGCCCAUCCCUUGCGACCCGCAGCGCUGCAACAUCCCCUUCCUCGAGUUCCACGGCGAGGCCGACUUCCUCGCCCCCUACGACGGUGGUCUGCAGCGCCACGAGUGCCUGCCCAACAUCCCCGACUACAUGCAGGAGUGGGCGGACCGCAACGAGCUGCCCAGCGAGCCCGUCGAGACCUACAACCUCACCGACGUCGCCGUCGUCUACAAGUGGAGAGAGGACGGCUUGGUCACCCACGUCUACGACGGCCCCAAGGUUGGACACGACUGGCCGUGGACCGUCGAGAACCCCGAUACCGUCCGCGCCCACAGCAAGCCCUGCACUUUCAACGCCACAAGUUACAUCUUUGAGUGGUUCGCCAACUUUACCCUCUCGGAUUCGACUGGUUGCAGUAACAGCACCGAUGAGGACUAA